This is a messenger RNA of Lobosporangium transversale, 1746 nucleotides long. RefSeq lists its product as hypothetical. The transcript has a single exon. Lineage: Eukaryota; Fungi; Mortierellomycota; Mortierellomycetes; Mortierellales; Mortierellaceae. The record is from RefSeq and is a predicted model, not a curated record. Bases 1 to 1746 code for a protein of 581 amino acids.
AUGGCUCUGAAACAACCAGUAUCGACUUUCCAGAUCCGAAACCCAUACCGUUUAGAGCGACCUGCAUUCGACUCAGCAGAGGUCUGGCAAGCUGCUAUUACAGACGAAGAGCAAGCAAUACACACAAACCUAUCGCAGAGACCGCUUCCACGUCAACUUAAAGAGAGUAGACAGUAUGGUGCUAAGAAGAACAAGCAGAACUCUGAGAGUAAUGGCUCAAGUACCGAGAAUAACAAUCCUUACCAAUCUAGUCACGAAGUCCAACAGCAGCCCUCUCAACCAUCUAUCCCUACCAUCACCGUCACUCAUCAUAUUGACACAUACUCUGAGCUCACGUUUGAGCGCCAUGUUGAAUGGCUGACGCAAACUGCACUUUGGUGGGAUAUGCCUGUAGUUCAUUUGUAUCCGGCACCAGAAUCUCGAUCCUCUUUAAAGUAUGUGGAGGCAGCAGCAUCACGGUUUUCUAAUUGGGUCAAUUUUGUGAAGAUUCCAAUCAGUGAAGAGACUCAGCUGGGAUCUGCUACCUUUCUUGCAAAGUCAUCACAGGCUAGCAGAGGAAAGAGCCAAAGGGUCAUCAAGGACUCUAAAGUUGACAGCGCCCAGAGCGACACUGCUAGACGGGACGGCAACCAGGAAGGAGGAUUGGUGAAGAGCGCUCUCGGGCAACGUGAACUCAAAGAUGUGAAGCUCAUUGUGGGCUAUACAUUUGUUGGUUCAGUAGAAGAGCAAGCCCAGUAUCAUAAUGUCUUUGAGGCAAUGACAAAGCUGUACCCAAUGAUUGAGAUUCGGUAUAUCAAUUCGUUUGAGCCGCAACACUUACAGUCGCGACAACAGCAGGAACUUUUAGAAGACGUCUACCUUCAAAAUUUGAGCUGGAUCCAUUAUUGGAGCGCUGCAAAAGAAUCACAGGUACUACAAAGUAAGAUAGUGAAUGAGGUCGUACGGGCGCGUCCCAUGUGGGUUAACGGUGAUCUCCUUCAUCGCAACUAUCUUCCACCCGUGGUUCCAACAACCCCGUCACCUAUCCUGGACCAUCCUAUGUCCUCGCUUUCAUCAUCAGCAUUAGCCAUCUCGCCAUCACCCAGCGUAUACGUUGGUAGUAAUGAGGGCGAUGGUUAUAGCAUUGAAGAAUCACUGCGAGGAAUUCCAUCGACAGUGUUGAUCGCAUCGCACUUGGACACCAGUUCAAUCUCAGAUGAGCCAAAACAAACCGAUAUUUCGUCUCAUGAUCGUCGACAUUUUGCAUUGGAAUGUCAAUACGAUAAUGUCCAAGACACGGGUUGUCUCGAGCGAUUGCCAAGUCGAGUUCUCUUGAACCGUACUCAGAGCCCUGUAGAUGUUCAUCGCGAUGCAAAGAAUUCAAUUAGGCCUUUUAAUCGUUCCAAAAAGUGGGGGUUUCCAUCAUUAGUAGGCGGUGGAGUGAAAGAUCGUGAAUAUCGCAGGUCGGUGUCGACCCCGCUAUUACUACUUACACGAGAUAAUUAUAGUAGUGGAGCAAUUGCAAAGAGUAAGGAGAGCUUCAAGGGUAUAGAGAUUGUCGGUUCUAACAUUCGAGGUGAUACGAAUAUGUCGCCACCACCAACCUCAUCACCACCAAGCUCUCCCACUUCCACAUCUUCGACUGCUUCCUCAUCGUCCUCGUCUUCCAUGGGUUCAUUAGGUAUUGGCCACCGCCUGGCUGGAUUGGCCCAUCGUUUUGGCAUGUACAAGAUAAAAGGGUCUUCACUCAUGACUGUCGAUCUUUGA